ACAUAUAAUAAUUGCCAAACCUUUGGUUACUAACGUUACUAACUAGCCGCUUACUAACAGAGUGUGCUAAGUCACAAGCUACAGCCAGGUGAAAGAUACUUUCCCAUACAACAACAGCGGAGCAUGGUUCAACUACCACACAGUUUCUCCAAUCUAGAUUUGACAUGGAUCGAAUCAAAACGACCGAGAUUUUUACCUGUCACCACAUUAACAGAUGUCCAGGCUGUUCGCUGCGCCGAAUUUCAUCCGAAUGGAAAAUUAUAUGUUGUCGGAUCAAAUUCGAAAACAUUUCGAAUUUGCAAAUAUCCCCAGUUAUCUGAACUAAAAAAGUUUCAGGAGGUGCAACAGCCCACUGUUUUAUUUAAACGCACAAAACAUCAUAAAGGCUCAAUUUAUUGCACAGCAUGGUCGGCGGAUGGUGUAUUAAUAGCAACGGGCUCCAAUGAUAAGACCGUUAAGCUAAUGCAUUUCAAUAAUGAUGAAACACAAUUGGAAGGACGCGAGAUAGACUUAACUAUGCACGACGGCACAGUUAGGGAUCUAUGCUUCUUGGAAGAUUCCAUAAACAAAUCUCGGCUGCUGAUAAGUGGGGGAGCUGGCAAUUGUAAAAUUUAUGUUACCGAUUGUGCAACCGCAACACCCUAUCAGGCGCUCAGUGGUCACAGUGGGCACAUUCUUUCCUUAUACAAUUGGGGUGGUGUUAUGUUUGUAUCAGGAUCACAGGACAAAACAGUUCGUUUUUGGGAUUUGCGAACCAACGAAUGUGUAAACACUGUGGCUCCAAUAACACUUCAAGGGUCUACCUUUGGCUCACCGGUAGCAUCAGUAUGUGUUGAUCCUUCUGGGCGAUUAUUGGUCUCUGGGCAUGAGGAUAGUGCCUGUGUGCUUUUUGACAUACGUGGAAAUAGACCAAUACAAUGUUUUCAACCACAUACGGCAGACAUAAGAUCGAUACGUUUCUCCCCUUCGGCGUACUAUUUACUUACAUGUGGAUAUGACAACAAUAUUGUGCUUACCGACUUGCAAGGCGAUUUAACCCUACCCCUCCCAUCUGUGUUAGUCGCACAACACAGCGACAAAGCUAUAUCAGCACGUUGGCAUCCGACUGAUUUCUCCUUCCUUUCCACAUCGGCUGAUAAAACAUCGACAUUAUGGGCAUUGCCUCCGUUUUGAAUGUUUCAUUUUAACAAUGUACCUUCCUACCAUUAAUUGAAUAUCGUCCAUACAUAUAUUAUUAUACAAAUUUCCCUACACUUACCAGUGACCCCAACCUAAUUUAAAUACUCAUUAACUUACCAUUCUAAAUAUACCUACUUAAAUUAUUGUUUACCUUUUUAUAUUAUUUAUAAAUCAAAAUAAACAUUGUACUUAAAUAUAUACACAUAUAUAUAAAUAAUUGUUUCGGAUAAAUUAACUCUUGCCAGAAAAUAAUUAAAUGCCUUAUUG
Anastrepha obliqua is the source of this 1446-nucleotide messenger RNA. RefSeq names its product WD repeat-containing protein 47. The coding region runs from base 124 to 1173 and encodes 349 amino acids. Lineage: Eukaryota; Metazoa; Arthropoda; Insecta; Diptera; Tephritidae. The record is from RefSeq and is a predicted model, not a curated record. The transcript has 5 exons. Gene Ontology annotation, molecular function: protein binding.